AUAUUGUGCACACGUAAAAAAAAAAAUGUUGGCAGUUGGGGGCCUGUGCCCCAGUAAAACUCUAGGUCUAGCAACGCCCCUGGGGAGGAGCAAGACUGAGGAUUAUGCCAACGAGGAACUAGAGCUCUGCCUCAUUUAUUUUUUGGACAGAGAGCAAUGGGUUUACUGGUGCCAAUCCUGCUGGCUCUUCUAGCCUCUCUAUUUGGAGGGUUUUACCUUUUAGGAGCAUUCAGAAAGCAAAGGCCAGGUGAACCCCCAUUAGAUAGAGGUCCCAUUCCCUGGUUGGGCCACGUGUUGGAGUUUCGCAGGGACACAGCAAAGUUCUUAGAGCGAAUGAAGCAAAAACAUGGGGACAUAUUCACGGUACAACUUGGUGGGAAUUACUUCACAUUUCUCAUGGAUCCUUCAUCUUUUGGAGCUGUCUUCAAGGAGGCCCGCACAAAACUGGACUUCAGUGCUUUUGCAAGGAAGCUGGUGGACAGAGUUUUUCAUUUCAAUCAAAUAGAACAUUCAAAAAAUCAAUUUCAUGUUACCAACAACAGGCAUCUGAUGGGUGAUGGACUAGUAUUAUUGACAGAAAGUACAAUGAAAAAUUUCCAAAAUCUCAUGCUCCACAGUAUAGGCAAAGGUGGAGACCAAAAGACCUGGAUUGAGGAUGGACUUUUCAUGUAUAGUUACAAUAUUGUUUUCAGGGCAGGGUACCUAUCACUGUUCGGCAAUGUGUCUUUAAGGGAGGCCGGGAGCACUGAGAAAUCCUUUGAGAUGGACAGAAUACAAUCUGAUGAACUGUUUACAGAGUUUCAUAAAUUUGAUCAAUACUUCCCCAAACUGGCCUAUGGUGUCCAGUCACCCAGAGAGAGGAUUGAGAUCAGGAAGCUGCUGAGGCUGUUUUGGAAAACUUUGUCAUUACAGGUUGUCAAGAAUAAGGAGAAUCCCAGCGACUGGGUGCGUGAAGAGCAGCAGACCACCGAGAGACAAGGAAUGAAGGAGUUCAUGCAAGAACGAUGCAUGUUUGUAAUGCUCUGGGCAUCCCAGGGAAACACAGGGCCUGCUGCCUUUUGGCUACUAAUGUACCUCCUGAAGAAUCCAGAGGCCAUGGCUGCUGUGAGGAGGGAGGUGGACAGGGUUGUGACGGAAUCUGGGCAGGAAGUGAGGCGUGGUGGCCCGAUCAUCAAUCUGACCUAUGACAUGAUCCAGAAAAGUCUGAUCCUUGACAGUGCUCUUGAGGAGACCCUGCGACUGACUGUUGCCCCCGUUCUCACCAGAGCUGUAAUGGAAAACAUGAACCUCAAAAUGUCUGAUGGUCGUGCGUAUCAGAUUCGACAAGGCGACAGAAUUUCUCUCUUCCCUUACACUGCUGUUCAAAUUGAUUCCGAAAUCCACCCUGACCCACUUUCUUUCAAAUACGACCGCUUUCUUAACCCAGAUGGCAGCAAGAAAAAAGAUUUUUACAAGAACGGGAAGAAGUUGAGGUACUACACAAUGCCCUGGGGAGCUGGUGUCAGUAUGUGCCCUGGCCGUUUCUUUGCCAUGAAUGAGUUGAAGCAGUUUGUGUUUUUCAUGAUAUUAUAUUUUGACUUUGAGCUGAAGAAUCCUAAUGAGGAGGUACCUGACAUUGAUGUCAAGCGAUGGGGUUUUGGGGCCAUGCAACCCACAAGAGAUGUUGGUUUCAGAUACAGACUCCGAUUUUAAAUUACACAUCAGAAUUUUGAGUUAAAUCUUUGUUUAUGGGUGGUAACCUCCAUCCAACUUGUGUAUGUUAUGUUUUCAGGCACCUAAUCUAGUACAGUAUCUAUAACCUAUAUGGCUCAUGGCAGAAUCAUCUUUAAUGAAUCAAAUGUUAAAUAAUACAUACGCACACUCACACAUACACACACACGCACACAGUUGAAAUAUAAGGAGUAGUAUUGCUAACUGCUAAAGAGAGCAAAUCUCUGAUCCCUGACAUCCUGCACAACCCCCUCCCUACCAAACUUGUCCUAUAGCUAGUUAAACAUAUUCAAGAUACCAUGAUCCCUCAUUUAUGUUUUCUCAUGUCAUAACGUACUAUGUUAAUAUAUUAAAUUGCAUGUGUGGUGUUAGGCAAAUGUUAAUAUUUGUAUUAUUGGUAAUUGCAAUCAAGUUUAGACCAGUCAGACCGCUCUUUCAUGAGAAGGGCUUAGUGAUCAAUAUGUAAUGGCGCUUGUGAACAUGUAACAGGAUUACCAGCCAGGGCACAACCUCAGGGGUGGUACGGAGUGGCAGUUAUCCGCCUACAAUAAUGUGCCCUUGGAGAAAUCUCUGAGCUCAUCAGUCAAAGAGAAAAGGAGUGAGGAAGGGAGAACAGAAUGUUCUGCAGUCAGUAUGAAGCAAAUAUUUACUAUUUAGUUUAAACUGUGUGCAAUGUGUGUUAUUUUGUCAAAGGCUAUUGUAGUGUCAUUGAACCCACUGUUUCAGCUGGAAUAAAACACAGUUGAAUAAAACAAAUAGUGUUAUGACGAA
Molecule: messenger RNA, 2481 nt
Organism: Gadus morhua (Atlantic cod)
Lineage: Eukaryota; Metazoa; Chordata; Actinopteri; Gadiformes; Gadidae
Product: 7-alpha-hydroxycholest-4-en-3-one 12-alpha-hydroxylase-like
Exons: 1
Coding region: 157-1692 (511 amino acids)
Molecular function (GO): sterol 12-alpha-hydroxylase activity; heme binding; iron ion binding
Source: RefSeq, a predicted model, not a curated record